Messenger RNA from Haemonchus placei, 114 nucleotides. The record is from the annotation of a GenBank genome assembly. NCBI's taxonomy places the organism in Eukaryota, Metazoa, Nematoda, Chromadorea, Rhabditida, Trichostrongylidae.
AUGCACGGAAAGAGGCUGUUCGUGGAUACCGUCCGAGGAGUCCGAGGUACUAUAUCUCAAACAGAAGAAAGUCAUCUUCCAUUGUUCACUGUGAAGAUGCAAUCAUGUAUCUAG